AUGUUCUUCCCCACCAAACUUACAGACGCUGGGCCUUCGCCCUCGCUCUCGGCUCCGACAGUUGGUUACACUCAGAGCAUGGUCGAGUUGAAUGCAGCACAUAAUGCUCUCCUCUUUGGCCAACAACAACUCCAUUUUCAACAAUUCCAACAACUCCAGCAGCAACAACAGCUCCAAUACGAAAUGGCACACAUCAGCCUCGGAUCUCCUCACACUCCAACCACUCCAGUCAACUCCAUCACCAUCCCCGAACCCAACUCACAAGGAGCCAGCCCCAUCCAUCGUGGCUUCCCAUCCUCGCCAGCCGCCAUUCCGUCGUCUUCGGUUUCGACAGCCGCAUCCUCGCCCUUGGCACCUAAUUUCUCCAACAUCAACUCUAAUGGAUCUUCCACCCCUAUCCACCACCCCGCCCUCUCUCAAUUCCAAAGUUCAUAUCAUUCGGCUCCACGACCACAUCAACAACAGCAGCAACAGCAGCUGCAGCAGUCGCCCAUGAGUCAGGCACCAAUCCAGAAUCCCAUCUCGUCACCUUAUUUUUCCCAGACCGACAGUCCUUUCGUCACCGACGCUGCUGCUUUUGGCACCACGGACGCCCACGACAUCGACCUCUUCCCCCUGAAUCCCGUUACAUCCUCGAUGCCUAACCACGUCCAGUCGAUCUUGCACAGUUCUAUUCAUUCCCAAGAGUUUAACCUUGGCCAGCUUACAGUGCCUUCGGCUGGAUCCAACACCGUAUCAAGUUCACAAGACUCCCCUAUUCUGCCACUCGACAGUGUCAAGCAUGAGCGCCUCUCCCCAACCUUCCAGUCACUCGAACUUACCACGGACAUGUCGCUCUUGUGCAAUUGCCCGGACAAGUACCCCUGCGGCCAACUCAACCACACCGCACCAGCAGCGGCACCUCUGGGAAAGUCAUUGUACUCGGUCAUCGGCGAGGAGGAUGAAUUUGGCGGCUGUUAUUCAUCAUCAUCAUCUGAGCGCGCAGGGAGCGAGGAUGGGAGCGAUGCAGGACUCUUUUGUCAACUACCUUCGACCUCUGUCGGCACCAAACCUUCUUCGUCCUCAUCGACUUUCCGCUCAGGCACACGGCCAAAGUCAAUGUUGGUGACUUCGUCCUCGUUCUCGUUCUCGGGCCAACCUUACGAAUCUCCGUUCCACAAGGACUCUUCUAUGGUCGCACAACCGCGUCCUCGUCGCUCUUCGUCUGGAACAUUUGCGUAUUACUCGCCCGCCACCGCCACCUCCCUCCCCACAUAUACCUUUGGUGCUGGUCACCAAUCCACUCACUCUCAGUCACAUCAACACCAACAGCAAUAUCACCAGCAUCAAGGCCAGCAGUCUCGACCUACAAUUAUUCAUCACCCACAGCAGCAAUAUGUCCAGCACCUCCUUGACCCCGAGAUGGUCCCCACGAUUACCGAUAUUCAUGUGUGCCCUGUUUGCCAACGCCGCUUCUCAAGGCCGUUCAACCUGCGAUCGCACAUCAUGACGCAUACGACGUCGCGUCCUUUUCCCUGUGAUGAAUGUCAUUGGAGGUUUUCUCGGCAGCAUGAUCUUCUUCGCCAUAAACGAGCCAAGCACCCUGGAUCGGUCCCCCCUCUGCCUCCCAAGGUCCCCAAGGUCAAGACCGAACCUAUCAAGGAGUAA
Linnemannia hyalina is the source of this 1647-nucleotide messenger RNA. The record is from the annotation of a GenBank genome assembly. NCBI's taxonomy places the organism in Eukaryota, Fungi, Mortierellomycota, Mortierellomycetes, Mortierellales, Mortierellaceae.